Molecule: messenger RNA, 3960 nt
Organism: Eufriesea mexicana
Lineage: Eukaryota; Metazoa; Arthropoda; Insecta; Hymenoptera; Apidae
Gene: Sec31
Product: COPII coat complex component secretory 31
Exons: 15
Coding region: 188-3892 (1234 amino acids)
Biological process (GO): endoplasmic reticulum to Golgi vesicle-mediated transport; COPII-coated vesicle cargo loading; endoplasmic reticulum organization
Cellular component (GO): COPII vesicle coat; endoplasmic reticulum exit site
Molecular function (GO): protein binding; structural molecule activity
Source: RefSeq, a predicted model, not a curated record
GGGUGAUUAUUGCUUGUUUGACGUUAGGGAUUUAUUUCUGUAAAAUACACUUAAUUACUGUUAAUUUGUUACACUAAGGAAUAGAGCGCUGAACCUACGAAUCGAAUGUGAUGCAUGUACAAUAUUAUCAUUUAUAUCUAUAAAGUUUGUACUGUGACAAGAGUGUUAAAUCAAAGCAAAACUAAGGAUGAAGAUAAAGGAGUUAUUGAAGACUGUCAAUGUAGCAUGGUCACCACCUGCUCAGCAUCCCAUAUUAUUAGCUGCAGGAACUGCAGCUCAACAACUUGAUGCAAGUUUUAACACAUCUGCUAGCUUGGAUUUAUAUUCUUUAAAUUUACAACAACCUGGAUAUGAUUUGGGACUUAAAACCAGUGUUGCAAGUGACCAUAGAUUCCAUAAAAUAAUAUGGGGUUCAUAUGGUAAUAAUCCAGCUGGUAUAAUUGUUGGAGGUUGUGAUUAUGGCAUGAUAAAAAUUUAUUCAGCUGCUAAAAUGUUGGCCAAUGAUAACAAUUAUCUAAUAAGUAGUUCAGAUAGACAUACAGGUCCAGUUAGAGCACUUGACUUUAAUCCCUUUCAAGCAAAUUUAUUAGCAACAGGUGCAGCAGAAAGUGAAAUUUAUAUAUGGGAUAUUGUUAAUGCAAAUAGUCCAAUGACUCCUGGAUCUAGAAGUCAACCAUUGGAAGAUGUUCAACAUAUUGCUUGGAAUAAGCAAGUGCAACAUAUUCUUGCCUCUACAUUUUCACAACGUUGUGCUAUAUGGGAUUUAAGAAAAGAUGAACCUAUUAUCAAAUUAACAGAUGCAAAUUCAAAAGUAAGAUGGAAAGUGGUCCAGUGGCAUCCAGAUGUUGCAACACAAUUAUGCCUAGCAUCAGAGGAUGAUCAAGCACCUGUAAUUGAAUUAUGGGAUUUAAGAUUUGCAACAUCACCUUUGAAAACAUUUCAAAAUCAUCAACGUGGAGUUUUAUCAAUUGCAUGGAAUCCACAUGAUCCAGAUUUACUCCUAAGUUGUGCCAAAGAUAAUAGAAUAUUAUGUUGGAAUCCUAACUCAGAUGCACCGAAUGGUGAGGUAAUUUGUGAAUUAGCGCAGACAAAUCAAUGGAAUUUUGAUGUCUCAUGGUGUCCAAGGUAUCCAGGAUUAGUUGUAGGAACUAGCUUUGAUGGACAUGCAGCAAUUUAUUCUUUAUUAGGAGGACAAAAACAAAUGUCUGUAGAAACGUCAAAGAAAAUUGUAGAUUCGUUUCCUGGAAUGGAUCCUUUUACACACCCACCUCCUCCUGUACAGACAGAACCAACAGUUGUCCUUACAAAAGCUCCAAAAUGGUUAAAAAGACCAUUUGGAGCAUCCUUUGGUUUUGGUGGUAAAUUGGUAAUAUUUGAAAAUGGACCUGUUGAUCCUAAUCUACCUCCAAACUCAAACAGGAAAGUGAUCAUAUCACAAGUAGCUACACAACCUGAUUUAAUUCAGCGUUCAUACGAGUUGGAGGAUGUUAUUAGAACUGAGCAGUAUAGUGACUAUUGCAAAGGAAAAGUUGAGAAAACUACUGAUAUAUAUAGGAAAAAGAUAUGGAACUGUGUAUGUGCAUAUUUUGGUGAAAAUGUAACGAAAGAUAUAUUGGAUUUACUUGGUUAUGACAUAGAAACAAUGAACAACAAAUUAAAUCAGCUUGUAUCACAAGAAGACAUUAGUAAUAUUACAGAAGGAGUUAGUAAUAUGAAUAAUGUACUUAAUGGAAACAUUGUUGAUGGAAGCACAGCAUUUGAUGCUAUUGCACAAGAAUCGAAGAAAGCAUCAAUGGCUACUCUGAAAAACAAAAAUAUUCAAAUAAAUGUGUCUGAUGAUGAGGAUGGGCUUAUAACUCAAGCAAUCCUCUUAGGAAAUAUAGAAGCUGCUGUGUCUUUGUGCUUUGCAAAUAAAAGGUACGCAGAUGCAGUCAUUCUUUCAAUGGCUGCUGGACCUGAUUUGUUAGCACGUACCCAGUACAGAUACUUUUCAGAACAUUCUGGAGCUCUCAAUUCUCUUAUCAAUUCAUUAGUUAGUGAAAAUUGGGCUGAGGUUGUUAACAAUGCUGAUAUAAAUUGCUGGAAAGAAGUGCUAAUUGGAAUAUUUACUCAUUCCAAUCCACAAGAGCGAUCAGCUUUAUGCGAUAUGCUAGGAGAUCGUUUAGUAUCAUCUGAUAAUCCAACGCUUAAAGAACAGGCACAAAUUUGUUAUAUUUGUUCUGGCAAUUUGAAUAAAAUGGUUGAAUCCUCCAAUGUUGAAAUUCAAGAAACAGUAGAAUUAGUAGUUAUUAUGAAAAAAGCCUUAGAAAUGCAAGGUAUUAGAGACGUGCAAAUAGAAGGAAAGAUCGCUAAUGUGUUAUCUCGCUAUGCUGAAAUGUUAGCAGCCGAGGGAGAUCUCGAUGCUGCAUUCAUUUAUCUUGAAAACAGCCAAGAUGAAAAAAUUGUAAUGUUGAAGGAUCGUCUGUGCAGAGCUUUGGGUUAUAUUGAAGAAACAAAAGUCAUGCCAAAAGGGCCGGCGAUGCAAAAUUAUUAUGAUCGAUCAAGAAGACCUAUGCAAAGUGUACAAAAUCCAUUAUCUGCUGGUUCAACAAGACCCUUUUUUGAUUCAAAUGUUGCUCCUACGAAACAAUCUUUUGUACCACCUCCAAAUCAAUUUAAUCAACAACAACAAUCAUUUGGAAUAUCUCCCCUUCAACCUCAUGUGCAAUCAGUGCAAUCUAUGCAAUCUAUGCAAUCUAUGCAACCUAUGCAACCUAUGCAAUCUAUGCAAACUAUGCAAUAUGAUCAAACACCUCAUUCUUAUACUUCAACAUCUAUGUCUCAACCACCUCCACCACCACCUGCUUCGAGUAUAUCCAGUGGUGUUGGAUCUCGUCCAUCUAGUGUCGGACCUCAAACGAGAUCAAAAUAUAUAAUAGAUCCAUCUGUAAAGUCUACGUCGGCAUACGGACAAACUGGUUAUCCUCAACAACCAUUGUCAUAUAAUAAUCAACAAAUUCCUCCAAUGCCAGGCUAUUCUUCAUCAAAUAUGUAUCAAUCACAAGUUCCUAUAUCUGCAAACACAUACCCUGGACAAAAUUUUAUAUCUAAUUUAAAAGAAAUGGAAACUUUUAAACCAGUUCCACUUAAUACGUUAACGCCGUUACAAAAUCCGUCGCAAAGCCAAAUGUAUGAACCAAUUAGAACGCAGCCAAUUCCACAGACUCAAGUUUAUGGAAGCGAGAAUCAACCACCUAUGGAACGGUCAAACAUCUAUCAACCGCCGCUACAACCUGCCGGAUGGAACGACCCACCAGCUGCAAAACCAUCUAGAAUGCAAUCUAAACAAGAGUACCAGCCACAAAACCCGAUUUUGCAUCCUUUAAGAGGAUCGGUACCAGAAUCAAACAUUUUACCUCAAGAGAAAUUUUAUCCAGAUUCACAAGUACCUUAUAAUCCACAGCAAUACAAUCAGAAUAUACCAAAUAUGAGUACUCAAUUUUCUAAACCAAUGGAGCAUCCACAAUCAGCCCCAAAUAUCAGAGCGCCGGAACCGGAAAAACCAAAACCACCGAUACCAGAACAACAUUUGCACUUGAAAACAGUAUUUGACGAAUUAAAAAAUCAAUGCUUUGAGAAUGCUAAAAAUCCACAAAUUAAACGUAAAAUUGAAGAUGUAUCCAAAAAGCUCGAAGUUUUGUAUGAUUGUCUUAGAGAGAAUAAGUUGUCGCAAAACACUUUACAAGGAUUGCAUCAAGUAUCACAGAUGAUACAAGGUGGAAACUAUACUGGUGGUUUAGAUAUUCAUACACAAUUAGUGUCAGGCCCUGAUUUCAGCCAAAUAUCUUCUUUCAUGCCUGGUAUCAAAGUAUUAUUGCUAAGUGCCCUUCAAUUGAAUGUUUAUAUUAGAUAGAAUGCAAUACAUAAUGUCCAAGAUGUUCACAUUUAUUAAUUUUUAUAACUUGAAAUUUUUAUAAUCCU